Messenger RNA from Fomitiporia mediterranea MF3/22, 1398 nucleotides. Its product is annotated as methyltransferase. The transcript has 9 exons. Bases 1 to 1398 code for a protein of 465 amino acids. Gene Ontology annotation, molecular function: tRNA (cytidine-N3)-methyltransferase activity. The record is from RefSeq and is a predicted model, not a curated record. NCBI's taxonomy places the organism in Eukaryota, Fungi, Basidiomycota, Agaricomycetes, Hymenochaetales, Hymenochaetaceae.
AUGCCAUCUCCGCCAGUGCAAAAUGAGGUAUCGCCAAUCACAUCAACACCGGACUCCGAGCGAAAGAAGACGGCGUCCUCGGUUCACGACGUGCACGCAGAGAAGCCACCUUUCGGUUCAAGAUACCUUACAGCGAAUUCAGAUGUCUGGAGUGAGAAUGCUUGGGAUCACGUCCCGCCUCCGGAAGAUCAACAUGAACGCAUUGCUUCUUCCUUGGCCCGGCAGCGCGCAAAGCCCGUACCAGAGGAAGAAAAGGCGAAAUUUAAUGAGAAGCCCGCAAAACACUGGGAUAAUUUCUACAAGAUGAAUGCGGAUAAUUUCUUCCGAAAUCGCAAAUGGCUACAUACGGAGUUUCCAGAACUAGUGGCAGCCACCCACCCAGAUGCUGGGCCCAUCACUGUCGCGGAACUGGGUUGCGGUGCAGGAAAUUCCGUCUUUCCCUUACUAGCUGCAAAUCAAAACCCAGACCUCCAGCUCUUUGCAUUUGACUAUUCCAAUCACGCAGUAAAACUCGUACAACACAACGAACUUUACACAUCGCCUCCUGUUGGCUCUAUUCGAGCAUCUGUAUGGGAUAUAACUUCAACGGACUGCCUUCCGGAUGUGAUAACACCUUCGUCUGUUGACAUUGUCGUGUUGAUCUUCGUCCUGAGUGCUCUGCAUCCAAAUGAGUGGGCACAAGCUGUCUCGAAUAUCUACAAGAUGCUCAAGCCAGGAGGAGUUGCUGUUUUGCGCGAUUAUGGGCGACAUGACCUUACGCAGCUGCGAUUCAAAGAAGGUCGUUUAUUGGAGGAUAAUUUCUAUAUCCGUGGUGAUAAGACUCGCGUCUAUUUCUUCGAACUUGAUGAACUAGCCAUGUUAUUCACUGGUUCUCUCGCUCAGCCAAAAGAUAAGAUCCUGCCUACACCCGAAGUUAUCUACGAAGAUGAAGAUGACAGUCAAAAUCAAAUCCGAGAUGACGCAUCCACAAAUAUCUCUGCACUAACAAGUGCACUUUCGGCACUUCAUACGCCGAGGACAGAGAGUCCCCGGCCAUCCACGCCUUCCAUCACAGAUAACGCCGCAGUGCAAACGGACGGGUCCUCGGCGCCGUCAGCACCAAAGACUGUCACGGGAACGAACACGCCAUUCAAUUCAUCGUCCAGCACCGUCAUAGCUCAAUCGACCGAUGCAACAUCACCUUCAUCUCUAUCUCCAUACCUUCCAACGACACUGCAUCCUGCAAUUCACCGCUCACCACCCAAUUGUCCAACGCAUCCGCUCUUCUCCAUCGAACAGCUCGGUGUUGACCGUCGAUUACUUGUGAACCGAAAACGCCAGCUGAAGAUGUAUCGUGUAUGGAUGCAGGGGAAGUUCCGAAAGCUUCCUAGCUUGUUAAUCUCGGACUUGGAUAAGUAG